AUGAAGAUAGCAAGGAAGACGAAGAAACUGGGACAAGAUGAUCCAAGGAGAAUGGUUCAUUCCCUAAAAGUUGGAUUAGCUGUUUCGCUUGUUUCAUUGUUCUACUACUUUGACCCAAUCUAUGAUAGUUUUGGGCAAGAGGGUGCAAUGUGGGCUGUACUGACUGUUGUUCUUGUCUUUGAAUUCUCCGUUGGUGCGACACUUGGUAAAGGUUUAAAUAGGAUAUUGGCGACGUUGGUAGCGGGUGCCCUGGGCGUUGGAGUUCACUGUUUAUCAACUCUUUCUGGAAGGAAAGGGAAGCCCAUCUUGGUAGCAACUUUUGUGUUCAUUAUAGCUGUGAUUACGACAUUUAUGAGAUUCUUCCCAACAGUGAAGGCAAGAUAUGACUACGGACUGUUGAUAUUCAUAAUGACCUUCUGCUUAGUAUCCAUAUCGAGUUACCGAGAUGACCAAGUGCUAGAAAUGGCACAUGAUAGGUUUUUUGCCAUAUUAGUUGGUUGCUGCGUUUCUCUUAUUGUUUGUAUGUGCCUUUGCCCUGUUUGGAUCGGUGAGGAUCUCCACAAAUCUGUCGCCGCAAACAUGGAAAAGCUAAGCAAUUUUCUACAAGCUUUUGGAGAUGAAUAUUUCACUGAAGAAUCCAAUGAGAAUAAUAAGUCAUAUAUUCAAGGAUAUACAAGUGUUCUAACUUCUAAAAGCAGCGAAGAAACUAUGGCUAAUUUUGCGAGAUGGGAACCAGGUCAUGGUCUGUUCCGGUAUCGUCAUCCAUGGAAAAUGUACCUCAAAGUCGGAAACCUUACUCGGGACUGUGCUUACAAAGUUGAAGCUCUUAACAGCCACCUUAACUGUAAAAUCCAGACUCCUGCAGAAAUCCGUGGCAAAAUCGAAGAGCCAUGCAAAAGGGUUAGCGUGGAAUGUAGCCGAGCUUUGAGGGAAAUGGCAUCGACAUUUUUAAACAUGGUUCGAACAAGCUCGGCUAAUACACACAUUGAAAGUUCAAAGAAAGCUGCCGAGGAUCUGAAAAGCCUGCUCAAAACAAACCUGUGGGAAGAAGCAGAUUUACUACAGAUUAUACCGGCUGCUUCAGUUACAUCACCUCUGCUGGAAAUCAUAGAGUGCGUUGAUAAAAUUGCUGAAGCAGUAAAUGAAUUGGGCAAGGCCGCAUCUUUUAGGCAGAGUAAUGUUACAGUCUUAUCUGAACAGCCACAUUCAAUCCACCAGGAAUCAAUCCAACAUGGUUCAAACACUGCCUUGCCGGUGCAACAUUGUGUCAUUACAGUAGCAGAAUAA
Hibiscus syriacus is the source of this 1287-nucleotide messenger RNA. RefSeq names its product aluminum-activated malate transporter 2-like. The transcript is spliced from 6 exons. Gene Ontology annotation, cellular component: plant-type vacuole membrane. Bases 1 to 1287 code for a protein of 428 amino acids. Lineage: Eukaryota; Viridiplantae; Streptophyta; Magnoliopsida; Malvales; Malvaceae. Gene Ontology annotation, biological process: malate transport. The record is from RefSeq and is a predicted model, not a curated record.